Aphanomyces invadans is the source of this 147-nucleotide messenger RNA. RefSeq lists its product as hypothetical. The record is from RefSeq and is a predicted model, not a curated record. The transcript is spliced from 2 exons. NCBI's taxonomy places the organism in Eukaryota, Oomycota, Saprolegniomycetes, Saprolegniales, Verrucalvaceae. Bases 1 to 147 code for a protein of 48 amino acids.
AUGCUGUCCUUACUAUGGCAUGUCACGGCUGUGACUCCUGUGCCCCCUACGAUGGUUCGUGAAUGGCAAUCGAUGCUCAACCGCUUCAUCCUUGGCCGUAAAACACUGCCUACUGACCGGGCUCAAGCUACCACACGUGGCGUCUAA